GAUUCACCACAAUAGUAAAUCCCCUUGAUGGACUUCUUGCUGGGAUAGAAUAUCACCCGUCGAACCGUUUCGCAUUCUGGUGUAAGCCUAAGACCCUUGCUCUGCUCAACAAUCUCACUCACAGAAACCACUGGACAUCUUCCUCAGAGUACAAGAAUUGGAUUGAGAACUGGAACAAGAGAGUAUAAUCCUCCUAUGAACAACGAAAAAUACAAUACCGUGAGUUUUAAGUCCCAUAGCACGGACGGCGGCCUGAACUUAGGAUCGUUCGCUUCCAACGCUUCAAGUGUGGCCAACGAUCCAACUGGUAUCUAUAACUCGAACCCUCACGAGCUGUAUUUCCCGGCUAAUGAUGAAAUCGAUUCUAUCACUACCAUAGGAAGCAGAUCGAUUGAGUCACUGAGAUUGAAUGCGCUCAGCCACAUCCCAAGCUCUGCCCACUCAAACCCUUUGGUGAGGAGUCUCUCCAUGGUAAUAGAUGCCGUGAAGGACGACAACCUCAUUACAGAGAAGGAAAAGCAGGAGGCAGGGUUGCCGAAAACCGAAUUCGGUCUCAUGCAAGAGCAAUUCCUGCGCCGGGCAUCUCUCCUGUCCAUCUAUGAGCCACAUGCGGAUACCGAAAGAGACCCCAGCAGCGACGAGGACCCCUCAUUGGGCAUCCCUGACGGAGGCUAUGCCUGGGUUAUUGCGGUCUGCAGCUGCCUCUUCAACAUUUCCACGUGGGGCUCUAAUGCUUCUUACGGCGUCUUUCUUAACUACUACCUCUCGUCUAAUUAUUUUCCUGGAGCAACCAAUUUCGAUUUCGCGAUGGUUGGUGGACUUGUGAUCGGACUCGCUUACACUUUCUCACCCUUUGCUUUCAUUCUAGUGGCUUAUAUUGGCUUAAAACCCACUGUAGUUCUUGGAGUGGUGAUUCAAACCGCUGGCUACAUUCUUGCAAGCUUUGCCACAAAGACUUGGCAGUUGUACCUUACUGAAGGCGUAAUGAUUGGCAUUUCCUUCUCAUUGGUAUUUACGGCAGGAGUGGCUAUCUUAUCCAACUGGUUCUACCAUCGCCGCGCACUUGCAUCGGGUAUAAUGACUGGUGGCACAGGUUUAGGCGGAAUUCUCUUUGCCCUUUCUUCUCAGAAAUUGAUGGAGGUUACUGGAAACCACAAAUGGCCGCUUCGCAUGGUUGGAAUGAUCACCUUUGUUCUUUGCGCCAUAUCUCUCUGUUUGACAAAACAGUAUCCAAAAACCUUCCCAAAGCACAAGCUCCACCCUUCCAGACCACCCUUGGGGCAGGCUAUCCGUGUGGUACUCAACCCGAAAAUUAUCACCUUUUUCCCUAUCCAUGUUGUGUCGUUUUGGUAUGCUUGUGUGAAUACAGGGUAUGUUAUUUUGCUCUUCUCCACUGCGGCCUACGCUUCCUCGCUUGGUUUAACAAGAGAGCAAGGGUCGAUUGUCACCGCUGUGAUGAACGUGGGCCAGCUUUUUGGUAGGCCUGGAAUGGGUUAUUUAUCCGAUAGACUGGGUCGCAUAAAUUUCAGUAUCCUCAUGACUCUAUCCUUCGGAGUCCUUGUGCUUGUUUUCUGGGUUAAUGCUAGGACGUACGGCAGUUUAAUCGCAUGGUCCCUUGUUUGCGGUAUGACGAUUGGCAUUGCCUCGGUGAACAACCAGCCCUUGGCGUUGGAUGUAGCUGGUACUGAUUUGUUUCCCACUGCCUACAGUUACAUGAAUAUCCUUGUGGCAAUCCCCCUGACUUUUGCUGAAGUGAUUGCCUUGAAAAUGAAAGAUGACAGAGCUCAUAGUGCCAGGCCGUUCUUGUCUUGCCAGCUCCUAACCGGCGCUUUGUUCUUUGCUGGUGGGUUUUCAUUAUUUAUUCUUCGUGAAAUCAAAAUUCGCAAGCUCCUCACCGAGCGUCAGGCGGUGAUUACACGGUCUACACCGGUGUAUGUGGAAGGAGACAAGGAAAUAUUGACAAGAGGCGUCGAUGAGGUGAGGUUGCGGAAGUAUAAAUAUUUGUUGAGAGGUGGGACAAUGGGGUAUGUUUCCCGCAUGAUUUACCCAAUAAAGGUGUAAAUUUAUAUAUAGAUAAAAACAAUAAGUCGGUAUAUAACCAUGUUAGGGUUAUUAUAAUUAUGUAUCCUUAUCGUGCCAGAGUUGUGAGA
Babjeviella inositovora NRRL Y-12698 is the source of this 2150-nucleotide messenger RNA. RefSeq lists its product as uncharacterized. The transcript has a single exon. The record is from RefSeq and is a predicted model, not a curated record. Gene Ontology annotation, molecular function: transmembrane transporter activity. The coding region runs from base 196 to 2061 and encodes 621 amino acids. Lineage: Eukaryota; Fungi; Ascomycota; Pichiomycetes; Serinales. Gene Ontology annotation, biological process: transmembrane transport.